Vitrella brassicaformis is the source of this 1404-nucleotide messenger RNA. NCBI's taxonomy places the organism in Eukaryota, Vitrellaceae. The record is from the annotation of a GenBank genome assembly.
UCAACCAGCAAGCCGCAUGUGUCUGGUCUCACCAAGCACGACGUGGUCCUCGAUGAGCGUCUUGAGGUCUUGUCGCAGAGUGCCCUCGAAGGUGAGGCCCCUGGGUCUCGUGAGCCGCUGGCCGAGUGCCGGAUGGGCGGUCUCGACCCACGGGAAGCUCUGGUGGUUCCACUGGUGAGUGCCCUUGACCUUGGCGAGGCAGGUCUCGAUCGUCAGGCUGACACCGUCCUGGUCGUCCUUGGCGGGAUCCAUGGGACCCAGCCAAUGCAGAUCCAUCUUCUCGGCAACCUCCUGCACGCACUGCUUGCCCAUGCCGAUGAGCGUCGGCCGGGGGCCGACCUCCACUAUCACCCGUGCUCCCGCCUCGACCAUCGCUCGCAUGCCGUCCAUGAAGCGAACCGGCAGCGUGAUGUGGUUGGCCCAGUACUCGCCCCUCACGACCUCGUCGCCAGCCAUAUUGCCGCUGACGUUGGACACGAGGGGGAUCUUGGCCGUCUUGAGGUUGACUGUCGACAGCACCUGCUGGAAGGGAGCCACAGUCUCACCCAUGAGAGGGGAGUGGAAGGCGUGCGAAACAGUGAGGAGCUUGUAGCGGCCCCCCACGUUGAGGGCCUUCAUCACGGCCUCGACCUCGCUCCGCUUGCCCGACACCACCACACUCUUGGGGCCGUUGACGGCAGCCACAGAGACCGUCUUGGUCUGACCCUCGCCCACACUUGCGAUGCCCUUGAGCACCUCCUCCUCGCUCAGCCGACACGCGGCCAUGACGCCAUCAUUCUGGGGUGCGUCGUUCAUGAUUCGUGCUCGUUCUGCGAUGAGCCUGAGUCCGUCCUCGAGGCUCAUGACGCCUGCGAUGGUGGCGGCCACGUACUCGCCCAGGCUGUGGCCCAUGACCACAUCGGGCGUCACACCACGGCUCCGCAGCAGCUGAGCCAACGAGUACUCGACCGCAAAGAUCAGCGGCUGGGAGAACCGAGUCUGGUCGAUCAUCUCCUGCAUUUUGAUCUUCUCCUUGUCGUUCUUGGGGUAGAGGAUGCCCGUGAGCGGAACGGGCAGCAGCGGAUCCAGGAUGGUCGCGCACUCGUCGAUGCACUCCCGGAACACCUUCUCGUUGUCGUAGAGCUUGCGGCCCAUGUCGACGUACUGUGAGCCCUGCCCAGUGAACAUGAACCCGAUUUUGUUCUGCAACGCCACCGAGGCCUUGUCCUUGUUGAGCAUCUCAUCGAUCUGCGCCGCACUGAGCGCCUUGGCCUCCACCAGGAUGUGGGCAUUGGCGCCACCGAAUCCGAAUGAGCUCACGUCGCCGACCAUGCGGUCCUUGCCUGGCAGGCCGGACACCAGCGGCACUGGCUCGGUAGGGAAGACCACUGGGAAGGUGUCGUUCAUCGAUAUGUCGGGGUUCAG